Molecule: messenger RNA, 735 nt
Organism: Rubroshorea leprosula
Lineage: Eukaryota; Viridiplantae; Streptophyta; Magnoliopsida; Malvales; Dipterocarpaceae
Source: the annotation of a GenBank genome assembly
CCAGAAAUGGGGAGAAGAUGAAGCAGAUCUAGCCGGUAAUCACGGAAGCGAAGCAUUCACUGAAUCUCCAACCCACCGGCGACAGGUUGAGGAAGACGUUUGCGGCGUGCGGCGUGCGGCGUGUGGCGUUCGUCGUUCGUGAUGAAGAAGGAGAACAGAAACAGAUCUGCAAUCGGAAAUCCAUUGUUUUUUUUUUUUGUUUGAACUUAGGUGUACCGGUCAUAUUUCGGAGUGCCGGCCGGUACACAAAAUUCCGGCCGGUACACCGGAUUUUGACCGGAACGACCGGAUUUUGACCGAAACGGAAUUUGAUGUUGUACCGUUUCGGUCAAGUGUCAAAACCGGUACGUACCGGUCAUACCGGCCGGUACGGUACGGGAUUGACAUCUUUGCUCUCAACCCUUCACAAACCUUCCAGUAAAACCCACUUUCUCUUCCAAUUGACUUGUCUUUUCUACCGUCUGUCAAUUUCUUUUCAUUUGCUCAAUUUCAAUUAUGCCAAGGAGGUGUUCGGUCUAAUUCCUAAGAGAGUAUUCAGUUUGAGCUUUGUUCAAUUUUGUUUUUGCAGAUUCCCCACCAUCUAUCCUAAUUCUUAAUUCUUCUCUGUAAAUUCUAAUUCUGCAAUUGACUUGUGAAACAAAGGGAUUAUGGAGAGACUGUAAAUUAAUAUCCCUCCCAGACAAAGGGUGGGGAGAGGGAAUUUUCAUCCAGUUAAAUUAAAUUAAGACAUUGACC